AUGAACAACUUGGACUCAACUAAUUUGGAUAAAUCUCCACACUAUGCCUUCAAUACAGACUAAAAUUAUGGACUAUCAUCAAGCUUUCAAUCUAGCUCCUUUAAAUAUGUAGCCCCACCUGCUUAAAAGAAAUCAAAGAACAAAAUAAUGUUCAAAAAGAUCUUAGAAGAUGUAUUAGAUAAGAAGAACUGGUAGGAGAAAUGGAAGAAAAUUAAGGACUUUGUAAAGAAGAAGGGUGGAAAGGGGCAUGGAUAAGAAUCUGAAAGAGAUAAAGUGUUUAAUGCUAUCUUAGCUCUGUAUGCUGGUGAUGAGGAAGAUGAAGUAUUCAGUGAAUUAGCAAUACUAUACGAGAAAUACCCCGAAGAAGUUGAAUUCUAUGUUCCUUAACUGUGUACUUAUCUCUUCCAUUUCAAUGCUUAUCAACCAAAGGGAAGCUCUAUCCAUCCAACUAGCCAUUAAGGCCAACAUCAUUAGGAUCUAUUAGAGAAAUUCUUACUUAGCAAAGCUAGAAGAUCUUUAAAAUUCGCUCAUUUAAUUUUCUGGUAUAUUAUUGCAGGGUUAGAUGACACAGAGAGUAUUUAACUUAGCCAGCAUAAAACACCAGAGAUAUGGGACUUUCUUAAGAGGUUAAUUGAUACAGCUGAGGAAUAGAUUCCAAGAUUUUCACUUGGCAACUUAGAGGAGCUAAAAAAUCAAGAUGAGCUUCUUAAAAAUACCAUUCAACUUCCAAAUAAGGAGAAACUAGCAGAUACAGGCUCAUCAUCCAAAGUUCGUUAUGAUUAUACUUUGGGUAGCACUUAGCUAGACAGUAUUGCACUGAUAAGCAGAUAUGAUUAGCAAAUAAUCAGAACAUUAUCAAAUAAUAUGAGUGAACAUUAGAUUUUUUUCUCUACUCCAAAAUUUGUAAGCGAUCUUAUCCAUAUUUCCGAAGUUCUGAAAACUGUUUCUUAGCCUGAAAGAAAUGAUAUGCUCACAACAUUAGUUGAGUAAUUAAAUAAAAACUUACCAGCAAAUAUCUACAUCCCGAUAUCUCAUGAUAAUAUAAUUCAAUCAAAAUUUAAGACAAAUAAAAAUAGAAAGGCGGUUAUAACUAAUCAUAAAAUUCUUUAGGUAUGCACUGACUAUAAUUUCUGUCUUCAUUCUAAAGAGAGAGUACCCUAUCAUAUAAUAAUUGAGAUUGAAUAUGAUGAAAAUGACAUAGCAAAUAGUCGUAGAUCAUCAUAAAGUGAGGAAGAAUCUUCGCAUUUAUCAAAUAAUGAUGGAGAUUUUAAGGGUGCUACUGCUCCAACCAAGAAAUUGUCUCAAUCAUUAAAAGCACCUUAGAAAAGUGCAAAGUCUACAGGAGACUCAAAAAAGUAAAAUAAGACAUAAAAGGGUGCUUAAUAAUAGUAAUUUAUUGAAAUGCAGGUAUUUAACGACUUCUAAACAUAAAGAAAGGAGAGCGGCCACAUCUUCUCAGAUGAAGAAAUGAAAUAAAGUAAGUAUCUUGGUGAAGAUGACGAAUUUUAAGUUUAGAGAAAAACAAAGUCGCUUGAAAAUGAGAGAAAUGUAAAUAAAAAGUACAGACUAGAGAAUAAUAAGCUAACAAAGGAAUAUUCCUAGGAUUUUCUUGAAGAGUACAAGAGUGUGACUAAUCCUUUCAAUAAUAAGCCCUAGAAGAAGAACAAAUUUGCUAAGAAAAUUUAUGAGUCCGAUAUAAACGAAAGCUCAGCCUAAAAAUAAAACGGUUCUGAAACUAAUUUCGAAGAUAAAAGUGAUGAGGAUGAUGAAUUUCUUUAUUAUAAGUAUUAGAGAAGGAGCAUUUUAUAAAAAUUAUGCUCAUGCUUCACAACUUAGUAGUAAUUGAUAAAUAUGGAAAAAGAGUAGAGCAAACCUAGUGGGAUAUUUGGCUAAAAAAGUUUCCUUGAAGUUUAGGAGGAAUUAAGAGAAAAAAGCAGAUUUAAAAAUCUAAAAAAUCAUGGAUAUAUCUCUGUAAUUAUUAAAAGUGGGGAUGAUUUAAGACAAGAAUAGUUUGCAGCUCAAAUGAUAUCGAAGUUCAAAGAUAUUUUUGACAGUCAUAAAUUGAAACUAUGGUUAAAGCCAUUCAAUAUCAUAGCGACUUGUAAUGAUGGUGGACUUAUUCAAACCAUUUCUGAUGCAAUCUCUAUUGAUAAAUUAAAGAAAACAUUUACACAGUUCUAAGAUCUUAGAACUUAUUUCAUUAACACAUAUGGUGGUAAUAAAUCUCAAGGUAACAACAAAGAAUCAUCAAGAAAGAGAAAAUUUAAGGAUGCCAGAAAUGCAUUUAUUCAAUCUAUGGCUGGCUAUUCCCUCUUAUGCUAUAUAUUAUAAAUCAAAGAUAGACACAAUGGAAAUAUCCUUCUUGAUAGUAAGGGACAUGUGGUUCAUGUUGAUUUUGGAUUCCUAUUGUCAAAUAAUCCUGGAGGAGUUAAAUUUGAAGCUGACUCAUUCAAACUAACUUAGGAAUAUGUCGAUGUAAUGGGUGGAACUUCAUCCCCUCAUUAUGAUAAAUUUACUAAACUAAUGACAAAAGGAUUCCUCUGUCUUCGAGAGCAUGCUGAGGAAAUUAUCUCAUUUGUAGAGAUGACAAUGAUAUCUGGAAUUGACCUUCCUUGUUUCUAAGGAUCAGAUAGAGUACUUGAGUCUUUAAGAGAAAGAUUUAAGUUAGCAAUGACUAAAAAAGAAUGUAAAUUAUUCAUAAGAUAAAUGGUCAACAAAUCAGCAGGCAAUCUAAGAACCAAAUUAUAUGAUUUCUACUAAAAAAAGACUGUGGGUAUUUGGUGA
Stylonychia lemnae is the source of this 2784-nucleotide messenger RNA. NCBI's taxonomy places the organism in Eukaryota, Ciliophora, Spirotrichea, Sporadotrichida, Oxytrichidae. The record is from the annotation of a GenBank genome assembly.